GAUCAACAUAACCUCUAAAAUUUUAGUCCGUCAUCAUCUCGAUUGUUGUGAAAAUGAGUUGAUGUCAGGAGACAAAGUUUUUUAUUAUUUUUCUCAAAAUGAGAUCGUGUUCAGUAUUUUUAGCCUUAAUAUCAUUAUUUACAGUCUUUCAAUUUACAGAAUGUCUUCAUAGGAAUUUAAAAUAUUACGAGACACUUGAUAUUUCUCAAGUAGAUCAUAGAAUAGUAAAAAGAGGAACUCAGCACAGUUAUCAUCCUUAUAAUAAAAUAAGUGAAAUCGAAUUUCACACACAUGGGAGACAUUUUCGAUUAAUUUUAACUCCAAGACGGGAAGUUAUUCACUCGAAUUUUAAGGUGUAUGAGGUUGAUGGCGAUGGACAGGAAACAAGUGUUCAUUUAGAUCAUGACAAUUUCUAUCAUGGUCGAGUAUUUGGAGAAGUAGAUUCUCACGCACAGAUUCAUAUUGACAAUGGUGUUCUUACGGGAACUGUUACUAUUCCUGACGAAACUUUUCAUAUUGAGCCAUCCUGGAGGCAUCUUCCUCACUUGGAUAACAAAUCAAUGAUAGUUUAUAAAGCGUCGGAUGUAAAAUUAAGUUGGGAACAUUUUGAAAAUGGAGAAGGUCACACGCAUAGUGCUCCAAAAACAUGUGGUUACGUAAAAGAGGAAUCAGACAUUCCCGAAGAAAAAUUGGAACUCGAUGUGACACUCGAGGAAGAAUUUGAUAAUCAAACAAGAAAAAAAAGACAGACUGAAACUUAUGAAUAUACACCGACAAAAACACGAUGUCCACUUUUACUUGUUGCUGAUUAUAGAUUCUAUCAGGAAAUGGGAGCCAGCAGUACAAAAACAACAAUUAAUUAUUUGAUAAGUUUAAUCGAUAGAGUGCAUAAAAUAUACAAUGACACUCUCUGGCAAGAUCGUCAAGAGCAGGACGGAUUUAAAGGAAUGGGAUUUGUUAUUAAAAAAAUUGUCGUUCACAGUGAACCAACUCGUAUUCGAGGUGGUGAAACGCAUUACAAUAUGGUUAAAGAAAAGUGGGAUGUUCGCACACUUCUUGAAGUCUUUAGCAGGGAAUAUAGUCACAAGGAUUUUUGUUUGGCUCAUUUGUUUACUGAUCUAAAAUUCGAGGGUGGAAUUUUGGGUUUGGCUUAUGUUGGUUCACCACGAAGAAAUUCUGUCGGUGGCAUUUGUACUCCUGAAUAUUUUAAAAAUGGCUACACUCUGUAUCUUAAUUCCGGUUUGAGUUCAAGUAGAAAUCAUUAUGGACAACGUGUUAUAACUCGCGAAGCAGAUUUAGUGACUGCUCAUGAAUUUGGACACAAUUGGGGGUCUGAACACGAUCCUGAUAUUACGGAAUGCAGUCCAAGUGCUAGUCAAGGUGGUUCGUACUUAAUGUAUACCUACAGUGUUAGUGGAUACGACGUAAAUAAUAAGCGUUUUUCGCCGUGCAGUUUGCGAUCAAUUCGAAAAGUUCUACAGGCAAAAAGUGGACGAUGUUUCUCGGAACCUGAGGAAUCGUUUUGUGGUAAUUUACGCGUUGAAGGCGAUGAGGAAUGUGAUGCUGGACUUUUGGGAACAGAAGACAAUGAUGCGUGUUGUGAUAAAAAUUGUAAAUUACGUCGUCAUCAGGGUGCCGUUUGUAGUGACAAAAAUUCGCCUUGCUGUCAAAAUUGCAUUUACAUGCAACAGGGGACAAAAUGUCGUGAAGCACAAUAUGCAACGUGUGAACAGGAAUCGCGUUGCACUGGAGCGACAAGCGAAUGUCCACGAUCACCACCAAUGAAAGAUGGAACCGGAUGUCUUGAGAGGGGACAAUGUCGUCUUGGAAAAUGCGUUCCCUAUUGUGAAACUCAAGGUCUACAAAGUUGCAUGUGCGAUACAAUUUCAGAAGCUUGUAAGAGAUGCUGUAGAAUGAGCUUGAAUGAAACAUGUUUUCCCAUCGAUCCACAGGAUAUUUUACCCGAUGGCACUCCUUGCAUUCAAGGAUUUUGUAAUAAGGGAGUUUGUGAAAAGACAAUUCAAGAUGUGGUGGAGAGAUUCUGGGAUAUUAUUGAAGACAUUAAUAUCAAUAAAGUUAUAAGAUUUUUAAAGGACAAUAUUGUUGGGGCAGUUAUUAUUAGCACGGCUUUGGUAUGGAUUCCAUCGAGUUGUGUAAUAAGUUACAUUGAUCGUCGGAGAGUUAAAGAAAAUGAGAAAAAAUGGCGUUGGAAAAAUACUGAUGAACUAAUACAUCCGGAAGAACGAAGACAAGUUAUUUAUGUUGGUUUACCACGUCGAGUACAACAUGUGACACAACAAACUUAAUUUCCCCCUUUUAUUAUUAAUUUAAUUAAUUGAAAAAACAAAUACUAGUCAGACGAAGUAAUAUUUUUUUUUUUAAUUUUUAAUUUAUCGUUAAUUUUACUUAACAUCACCGCAAUAUUAUGGUGAAUAUAUUAACUUGCCAGUUACCAAUAAAGCUUUAUAAUAAU
Messenger RNA from Leptopilina boulardi, 2473 nucleotides. It is a transcript of the gene Tace, whose product is annotated as ADAM 17-like protease. NCBI's taxonomy places the organism in Eukaryota, Metazoa, Arthropoda, Insecta, Hymenoptera, Figitidae. Gene Ontology annotation, molecular function: metalloendopeptidase activity. The transcript has 13 exons. Gene Ontology annotation, biological process: membrane protein ectodomain proteolysis; Notch signaling pathway. Gene Ontology annotation, cellular component: plasma membrane. The record is from RefSeq and is a predicted model, not a curated record. Bases 99 to 2306 code for a protein of 735 amino acids.